AUGCGCAUCUUCAUACGAAGUUAUUCGUCAAUUAGGUGCGUUAAAGGGUUAAUAUAAGUAAUGUGCUCGUUUUAUAAAAACUUAACUUUAAAAGUCAAGCAUCAUAUUAAGUGUAACAUAAAAAUAUUUUAGAGACCCAUACACAAUACUCGGAGUAAAACGCGAUUCUACAGUCGAUGAAGUCAAGGAAGCGUACUACACUUUGUCCAAGAAGUACCAUCCAGAUAGUGUAACAGCAGAUGCUGCCAAGUUUUUGGCAAUUAAAUCAGCAUAUGAAAAGCUGAAGGAUAACAAAGUAGAAAAUGGAGUUCAGAAGCUUCAUACGUUUACCAUGGAGGAUCUACGUAAGGUAAGAUCGUGAUAUUUAUGUAGUAAGUGCUAUUUAACCUCUAAAAUGGAUGAAUAUGCAGUAAAUAGUUAUAAGAACGGUUACUGCAUAAUAUGUGUAUAUGUAUGUUAUUAUAAGCUUAUAAUUAAUAAAGUUUUUGUAGGUAAACGAAAGGUUUGACAACUAUAACCGUGACCGAGUACGUGAUUACUCUGAGGACAUGGAAAAUUUUAAAAAGUCAUAUAGGGGAGACCCAGAGGUCGGCACCAAACAGUCGUUAUGGAAGUAAGUUUUACAGAACUGACGUUUGAUAGUUUAAAAUUAAACAACUUUUAUCAUAUAUUACAUAUUAUGAAGUUUUAAAUAUUUUAUUUUGCGAAUAUUUCGUAGACAUAUCACUACUAUAUUCUGCAUAUUGAUGUAAAACGGUUUUAGGAAAACACUAGAGUCUUUAGCCUCUGCCCAUAUUGUUUUAAAAGUGCUUUGGUGUGCGAUAUUGGGUGGUACGCUUGGCGCAACGACUUUCUUCAGGAUACAGUAGGUUAACAGUUGUAUUAUGUAAUUACAGAUUUUGUUUAGAUGGUCAAAAAUGGAAGAGUACAAAAGGAAGAACCCACACCUGAUAUACGAGUAG
Messenger RNA from Bursaphelenchus okinawaensis, 962 nucleotides. Lineage: Eukaryota; Metazoa; Nematoda; Chromadorea; Rhabditida; Aphelenchoididae. The record is from the annotation of a GenBank genome assembly.